Messenger RNA from Homalodisca vitripennis (glassy-winged sharpshooter), 7847 nucleotides. Its product is annotated as myelin transcription factor 1-like protein. Gene Ontology annotation, biological process: regulation of transcription by RNA polymerase II. Gene Ontology annotation, molecular function: RNA polymerase II cis-regulatory region sequence-specific DNA binding; DNA-binding transcription factor activity, RNA polymerase II-specific; zinc ion binding. The record is from RefSeq and is a predicted model, not a curated record. Gene Ontology annotation, cellular component: nucleus. The transcript has 20 exons. NCBI's taxonomy places the organism in Eukaryota, Metazoa, Arthropoda, Insecta, Hemiptera, Cicadellidae.
AUCCAGAUAGGGUAAUAACCUGUUGUGAUAACAUUACUGCAGUAUACAACAAAAAAGUGGAAGUUAACAUGAACAUUAUUUUACUAUAAAAAUGUUAUUGGUUAUAAUUAGCACAUAUCUUUGUUCCGGUUUUCUUCAGCACCAGUGGCCCAUUUUGUAUUGCCUGAAGUGCUAGCAGAUGCAUCAGUUUGGAUUUUUGGUGAAGAUGUCCGGCCGUAAAACCCGUCAGUCUUGUUACUCCAUCCGCCAUCUUCUGGAGAUGUCCCCUACAACUCCUCCGUCCAGCAGAGACUCCCCGCCUCCGCACGCCCACCUCACAAACUCCCCAGCGUCUUCCUGCUCUAGAAAGUUUAUCGCCCGCAGUGUGAACCAGCUCAAUUCACAGAGUGAUAUCAAUAAGGACGAUAAUUGCCUGCAACCGCAAGAUUUAUCUGUGCGGAGGACGAUUCCUCGCCAAGCUAUGAGCAAGGCUGAUGAAAAGAGGAAUCAAAAUAAUCGAUUACACGAAGACCAGCCUCUGUCAACCGUCACAGCCCUCCCUGGCUCCAGCCCCCUCACACAAGCGGCCAAGAGAAGAGCGGAAGCUCAGAAGAACAAAAACGCUGAUGUCGCCAGUAGAAAGAACAUGGUGAAGAAAGAAGAAGUAACGGUGGACGAAACGUCGGUGAAGAGGAGAAGAAAAAGUGCAAAAGGAGGAGACCAGAACGGCGAAGACCUCGAUUAUGAUUCUAAACACGUCUUGUUGCCACAGAAGAAAAGAGCCUUCGUGUCCAACUCCUCCCCUGGCCAGAGUCCGGCAAAGAAGACUCUAAAGUCAAACAGCGGUCAAGGAGGUGAUGAAAACGUUGACAAUGAAACACUUAUCAGAGAAACGGAAGCCGACUUGAAGAGUUUGUCAGGGAGUUGGCCGGGUCCUCGGUUGGCGUUCUAUAACCGAGGAAUUGCCGAAGCCGAAGACAGGUUCGAGUCACCAGGCUUUGAGAACUUAUUCGAAGAGAAAAAGAACAGCCUAGCGAAUUCUUCGGCGUCGGCAGCCAUGCUGGCCAACAGCGACAACUCGUCUUGCUCGCUGAAAGACGUGAUAACACUGAGGGACCAACAGGAUGCGAAGAAUAUCAAACAAGAACUUCGCUCUUCGAAUGGAAACCAGGGUAAGCAGGAGAACUCGAAAUCCACACAAAGUUCCAAGAAUUCUGUGAAAUCCCAAAGAGACGAAAAGGACCAGCAACAGAAACCAGUCCAAGAAAGAAAUUAUCUGGAAAGCCUGAUCAAAAUCGAAAACGAAUGUGCUUCGAUCCAGUCUCAAGCAAAGUCUAAAAACAAAGCUGACGGCACUGACACUCUAAAGAGUGGUGACAAAUUCCCCACGAACGGUCAAAGAUAUGAGCCCGACUUCAACGAGUUGGUAGAUGACUCGUCGAACGAACUGGAAAUAGAUAUGUCUGAAGCUGAUGAUCGAAACGGUAAAGGGGACAAGCAGAAGAAAAAAGAUAACGACGAUAAGAAAGAAGGAAAAGGAGGCAAAACCUUCGGAAAUUCUUACAACAAUCAACAAAAAGCAGAAAAGAACAAAUCAUCAAAUUCUCCAACUGCUUUCACGACACCAACGUCAUUCCGAGAUGGCAAAGAACAACCCAGAAUGCCAUCUAACAAUUUGGACCUACAAACAUCAACGAUAGGGCCUUUCCCUGCGGGUGCAACGUUUGUAGGGUAUCCUCCUUCAGGUGCAGCUCCUGUAACUAGAAUUCCCCCCGAGGAAAAACCCUCUACAGUUUGUCUUCUUCCUCUAAAGCCGACGACAACUAAAGUCGAACCGGAGGAUGUAACCACUGGUGUGACCUCCAGUAAGAUCUCCGUAGCUUCUCCAGAGAAUCCAGCCUCCAAGCAAUACACAAUUCUCCAGCCUGCCGGUGCAGGCUCCAGGGCUGCCUCUGCCAUCCAGGACGUGACACGGGAAGGAGUCCUAGGAGUCCCUGCUGUGAGUAGCACCACUGCUGUCGUCUCGAGCUCCCAGAUCAUAGCUAGCGCCGAUUCCUCUUCCGGCUCCAAGGACAGCAGCAGGAGCGUCGGAUCCUUAUCACCUUCGGCGAUUGGAAAAGAUGGAGCUAAGUGUCCCACACCCGGAUGUCUAGGAGAGGGACACGUUACAGGAUUAUAUCCCCAUCAUCGCAGCCUAUCAGGAUGUCCGAGAAAGGACAAGGUGACUCCUGAGAUUUUGGCGAUGCAUGAGACCAUCCUGAAAUGUCCAACUCCCGGUUGCAAUGGUCGUGGCCAUGUUAGCACCAACCGUAACACCCACCGAAGCCUCUCCGGUUGUCCCAUCGCUGCAGCAACCAAGCAGGCACUCCGUCAGAGUAGGGCCAAGCAGAGUGUACCUCCGACCAGAGUACCAACGAGUUGUACUGCAGAGUUCAAGCCGCAACCGUCUUCGUUCACGAUGACCAGCCCCACGCCCCCAGCUGAUGUCAAACCUCACUACCCUGUACCAUCUUACCCUUCGCACACACCCUCCCCCUACUUCUCAGCUGCCAAGCCUACCAUCAAACCGACCAAGAUCCUCAAGAAGGAGGAGCCAGAGACCAGUUCGUUCACUGUCGUUCCAAAAACAGAGUCUUCUUCAACCAACAACAACAGUAUUUGUUGUAAUCUUGUUCCAACAAAAACCGAGAUAGUUGUGAAACCAGAAAUACCCUCAGUGAACUCCUGCAGAUCCAACACGCCCCCACCCCCUCCUCAAGGUUGGGUGAACUCGUACGAGUCCUACAUGAAUCAUGACUCCAAUUCUUCUUCAGUCUCCAGCAUGGACGCUAUGGGUCACCACCAUCAGCUACAUCCCACAACCCAUCUGCCUGUGGUACCUGCUCCUGUCGGUUCCCACCACAUGCCUGCUCCUCCGGCUUACCUCACUAAAGGAAUUGAAGAAUCAAGAUCUUCCGUUCAACACCGUUCCCCUUACGAACCCACUUCUAUAAACUCUUCCGAAGACGUCUACCAUCGGCCUGAAAAUUCAGCUCGUUCCUAUCCCAUUAGUAAUAGUUCUAGCAUAAACCGUCCUGUACCGUCUUACUCGACUGAAAUCACUGCUCACGCCUACGAGGUUGCGAGUCACAGGCCUUAUGAUCCUGGCAGUACAGCGAACUACGAACGGUACGACACAACACCCCAGCCCUGCCCUCCCACCCCUCGCUAUCCUGACUACCAAGAGCACGAGAUGAGAGCUUAUGACCAACAGCAUCACCAGAUGUCCACAAUCAUGAAACCGGAACACCCAUCCGAGAGCGAAUCUUCCGAGAGCAGUUUAUAUCCAAGGCCUAUGUACCAUUAUGACCCGGCUACUGGUACGAUUCCUGCAGGGUUUUCCUCUGCCGCUAUUAACUUGUCCGUUAAGUGUAUAGCUGCUGGCCAGAUGAAGACAGGAGAGCCCAGAUCACCAGGAGGAGCUUCAGUCAUGGAUUUGUCCACAUCUAAUGUUACUUCUACCAGCCCUCAGGGCGGACAAUAUGGAUCGAGCCCCGCUCAAUAUGGAGGCCAGCGGGGCAGCCCCACCUCAGCCAACAGCCCCCACCCCACAGGCAGCCCCCAGGCUCCGAGCCCUCAACAACAAACCUUGGACUUGAGUGUGGCAUCUGUUUAGGGUUCCUGGACGACCUGUGUUCCCGGAGGUCCUGGAGGGUACAGCCGGGAGUCUACUCCUGACAACGGAGGAGGACACUACCUGGAUUCCUACCGGGACGUCAAUGGAUACACCGGUAUGAGCCCACACCCAGGUUAUGCCAUGAGUGGGGCGGAAUACCCUGCCAAUAGUUACACACCGUAUCCACCCUCCGCCUACUCUUGUGGCUACCCUGCAGGCAGCUACCCUCCCGGCCCAGGCUACUCUCCUGCCACCUGCUACCCCAUGGGCCCCCCACAGCAUGACAAACUACCUGCCUCCUCCAAAGAUGACAGCUUAUCUGGGUGUCCGAGGGCUGACAGGUCACAGAUUCACCCGCACUCGCAGGAGCUCAAGUGUCCUACCCCCGGGUGUGACGGGUCUGGACACGUCACUGGCAACUACUCGUCACACCGUAGUCUCUCCGGCUGUCCUCGCGCCAACAAGCCUAAAAGUAAACCUCGCGAUGGCCAGGAUUCAGAACCUCUGAGAUGUCCUAUUCCGGGAUGCGAUGGCUCAGGACAUGCUACGGGAAAGUUUCUCUCCCACAGGAGCGCAUCAGGUUGUCCCAUUGCCAACCGCAACAAGAUGCGAGUGCUGGAGAGUGGCGGCACUGUAGAGCAGCACAAGGCGGCUCUCGCUGCGGUGACAGCUGCUGCGAAACUGGACGGAAUCAACUGUCCGACACCGGGGUGUGACGGGGCGGGACAUAUCAACGGGUCUUUCCUCACCCACCGUUCGCUAAGUGGCUGCCCCACGGCUACCAACCCGCUCACCGUUCCGCCCAAGAAACCACAACACAAGUACAGCAGUGAUGAUAUGUGCCACAUGUACUCGAAACCGCCCAACCAUUUAGAUGGCAGUGGGGGAGGUGGAGAAGAUUUGUUUACCCUAGAAGCAGAAAUUACAGAAUUACAACGAGAAAAUGCUAGAGUAGAAUCACAGAUGCUACGACUGAAGACUGAUAUAAGCGCAAUGGAGGCUCAUUUAAGACAAGGAGAAAAGGAAACCCAGCAAAUAACACAACGAAGCAACAAUCUCAACGAGUAUUACGAGAGUUUGCGCAACAACGUGAUCACGCUGCUAGAACACGUGAGGAUACCGAACGGCACAGCCGGUGGACCGCCCGAGAAGAUGGGCCACGACAACUUCGACAGUUACCUGAGCAGACUGCAGACGCUGUGCGGUAGUGGCGUGGACGGGCCCGGAUACUGUGACGAGAACAAUCGUCCGCUUUACGAGACAGUCAAGUCAGCGUUGCAGGACUUCACUGUGCUACCGACCCCCAUAUGAACCCCCCCUCCCGUCUGGGCACCCCCCAGACCCGUGUAAAGUGUUUGUUUGUACAUCUGUAUCAUAGUUUUGUACUACCGCCAGACUGUAUAUUGUAGCCCCUAUAUCGAUCGUCUAGGUAUUGUAUGUAACUGCUGAAUAUUUUGUAAAUUGUCUCCAGUUGGUUCUGUUUGUUGGACGACUCGCCCGACUCAUGCCAUGCCAAGCAGUAGUUUUCCGUUACGAUUAAGUGUCAAUAGUGUAUAGCAUUAUUGUUUCAUUGUUAUGUUUGUUGUUAUGCCUUUGAAUAAUUGAUGUUUUAGUCAGUCCGGGUUCAUUUUAAACUGUGCAAUGCGUUGGAGGUUGUUUUAGAUUUGUUACUUUGAAUUUGUUGAUGUUUUUAUUGUUUAAUAUCAGUGAUAUACCGUAAUUGAGAAGUACUUAUCAGAUAUAACGUUUUCUAAUGGAAAGCUACGAGAAUGGUUUGUAGUCAGAUUUAACAUAAAAUGUAUUCUGUAACUAGAAUUUCUCUGAGUUGUUUCUGAAUUGUAAGAGUUACAAUGGAAAAGUGGAAUACAUAAGGUUGACAUCCUUGUAUUUUUGUAUUUAUUUUUUAUUUUUAAUGUUAAAAUAACUGUCCUAAGUAAGCUCUGUCUAUUUACGUUUUAUAACGUAAUAAUUAUUGUAUGUUAAACUUGUAUUAAUUAUAUUUAAAUUUAGAUCAUAGUUUAAUUUACAUGAAUUAAAAUUUGUCUGAUUUGAGUUUCUUGUCAAUACUACUGUGCAUAAUUUUUAUCAGUUUCAUACCUAUAAUAAUAAAUAUUUCACCUCAGUAUUUUCUUUUUUUUAUUAGAGUAAAUAUUGUUAAUUGUUUGAAUUAUUUUAGCCUUAAGAAUUUCCUACUGUUUUUACUUGUUUAUCAGUUUUAUGGCUUUAUACUAAUACGUAUUUCACUACCAUAUUUUGUUUUAUUCUAUUAGGAAAUGUUAUAAAUUUGUGUUUAUUUUAUAGAUUAUUAUAUUAUGUGGCUUGUUAUUUGAUAAAACAUUUUCAUGAUAGUUUAGUUCUGUUUACUUUUAAUGUGAAUUGUAAGAGUGGUUCUCAAGCUGUGGCACGUUGUAAGGUGAAGGGUUUACCAGAAAAUCGAGAUACAUUCGCAUUGUAUUUAAUUCAGGGACUGCUACUUGAUCUUUUCAACCGGAAAACUGCUAACGUAUAUAACUGAUAAUUGGGGUGGAAGGGUGGAUCGAUAGGUCUAGUUUACUGUGUGAGAUGACUGUUGGAGUGGGUGGAGCUAUCUUAGUGUUAAAGUCUAGUCAGAAAAAAAUUGUAAAAAAAUAGUUCACAGAGAAAACUGUGUUAUUUUUCCAUUGACUGGUUGACAUCAAUGCUAUACUACCUGUCCCUGUUUUUCUGCAAAAGCAGGAAUCUUCAGGGAAAUUGUUGAUCUUCAGGACCUCAUCAAUGUGUUCUAGCUUACGACAAAUAAUGGGUGCAAUUUUAAUGUUUGUCUUUCAAAAUUUCGGGUGGGGGAGGCGCCCACUGAACCUCCCUGAUAUACACCCAUGUCUAUCAGUAUGUCAGCUACAAGAAUCGUGACCAAUUUUGUGACAAAAUAUGUAACAAUUACGUGAUUAUGCUUAUAUUGGUUACAUUUCGAACAUGGUUUGUGAUCAAACUGCUUGAAGUAAGUUUUCUUUCUAAAUGCAACGUGUGAAAAUAAAAGAGUGAUUUUUAAAACUUUUGAUCUAAAUAAACCAAUUUGCUUAAUGUACCAAAGAAUACAAUUAAUUUUGUACAACUAAACUGUGGAAGUGAAGUUGAAUAAAAUUUAUCCCUCUGCACUCUCGGUCAAUCACUCGGAGAUGUAUUCACCUAAAUCGUUAACAGCUGAUGAACAACUAAAUACCAAAAUAUAUUCCACUAAAUAAAUAUGGCUUUAUGUGAAUACAAUGCAUUCAAAAGUAAUGUUCUGUGGUUACCAAUGAUGACAAAAAUGUUUAUAAAAGCUGGAAAAAUAAUAAACAUCUUGAAUUGUAUUUGCUAUAUUCUUUUAGAUACAACAUGUAAGCAUUUGAAAAAGAUUAAUUAAUUUGUUUCAAAACUGUUAUAUCUGGUAAUAUUCUUUUACACCAAUGUUUGUCUAAUAGAAGAUUCUUUUGAAGGUUUGAGAACCACUUCAUGAGAGUUACCUUUGAUUUUGUAGGUUUCUUUUAUUUUUGUCAUAAAAUUACUUUUCAGAGUAAGAUAUGAUUGCUUUGUUUGCGAGGUUUUUUAUGAAAUCGUGAAUCAUUUUGAUUUACAAACAAUUAAGGUGUUGUCAAAGCUUUAAAAACUAAUUAGAAGGCCAUAUUACAUAGUAUAAUGUUCGUUUAAUGCAUUGAAUUGUUAUAUUUUAUGCGAUUACGAACUCCAAAGCUGGCUAUCCUGUGCUGUGAGUAAACUAGUCUUCUAUUGUAGUCAUUUUUUAUUUAUAUUGUAAUUUUAUUGUGAUCUUAUGUGAUGAAAUUAUGAUUUAAACUCCUUUGGAUUCCUGUAACUUUCUACGAAUUUAUGUAACUGGGAGAGUACAUAAGCUAUUUACUGUUACAAAGUGGGUGUUAAACGUUAUGUAUGAUAAAUAAUCUUAUCGUAGACUAACCUUUGAUUUUGAAGCAAAAUCCUUUUAAUUUAAUUUGGGUCCGUAUCAAUGUUAAAAUAAUUUGUUACUGUAAAUGAACUCUUGUUGUAUUUAUGUGAAUAUGCCAAAUUACAGUAUAUUGCUUGCAGAUACCAUAGGGAUUUAAAAAGUCUCCUACCGUACUUCAUAAUAGAAAUUUUACUUUUCACCUCAUACCGGUAAUGUAUUCCAAAUUUGUAAUACUACUUCAGUACAUUUUGGUGUAAGGUAUGUUUCAUGAUAAUAAAGAGGAUUUAAAUUGUC